Molecule: messenger RNA, 2885 nt
Organism: Chrysoperla carnea
Lineage: Eukaryota; Metazoa; Arthropoda; Insecta; Neuroptera; Chrysopidae
Product: sushi, von Willebrand factor type A, EGF and pentraxin domain-containing protein 1
Exons: 10
Coding region: 1-2610 (869 amino acids)
Source: RefSeq, a predicted model, not a curated record
AUGGGUAUCAAAAUCGAAGAAGAUCCGAUUGAUGAUAACCAAGAAAUUGGUUGUGGCUAUCCUGGCAGACCAGCACAUUCAGAUGUGAUAUUCUCCGAUGAUAGUUUAGGUCCUGGCACAGUGGCAACGUAUGUGUGUGAACGUGGUUUUGAAUUACUAGGUCCAUCACGACGUGUUUGUCAGGGAAAUGGUGUGUGGGUGCCAGAGGGUAUUCCAUUUUGUGUAUUAAAUGUGGCUGCUGGUAAAGCUCCAAUGCAAAUUAGUACCGAUGAUGGAGGUAUUCCACAAAAGGCAAUUGAUGGGAGCACAAGUUCAUUUUAUACGGGUGACACAUGUACUCUAACAAAAGUGGAACGUGUUCCAUGGUGGUACGUCAAUUUAUUGGAACCAUAUAUGGUACAAUUGGUACGAUUAGAUUUUGGAAAUUCAUGUUGUGGUCCAAAUAAGCCAGCCACUGUGAUCAUACGUGUUGGUAAUAAUCGUCCCGAUUUAGGUACAAAUCCAAUAUGCAAUCGUUUCACUGGAUAUAUUGAAGAAGGUCAACCGUUAUUCUUACCAUGUAAUCCACCGAUGCCGGGUGCAUUUGUCAGUGUACAUUUAGAAUUACAAACACCUACACAAUUAUCGAUAUGUGAAGCAUUUGUUUAUACAGAUCAGGCAUUACCAAUUGAACGAUGCCCGCAAUUUCGUGAUCAACCCCCAGGCAGUACAGCCACAUAUAAUGGAAAAUGUUACAUAUUUUAUAAUCGUCAACAACUGAAGUUUCGAGAUGCAUUAGCAUUUUGCCGUAGCCGCGGAGGCACACUAGUCGAUGAAAGUAAUCCAGCAUUACAAGGAUUCAUAAGUUGGGAAUUAUGGCGAAGACACAGGAGCGAUUCAAAUAGUCAAUAUUGGAUGGGUGCCGUUCGAGAUCCGCAACAACGCAACAAUUGGAAAUGGUUAAAUGGUGAAGAUGUAACAGUCUCAUUUUGGAACUUACCUGGUGGUAAUGAAGAUUGUGCUCGAUACGAUGGAUCCAAAGGAUGGCUAUGGUCGGAUACGAAUUGUAACUUGAAUUUGAAUUAUAUAUGUCAACAUCAACCUAAAGCUUGUGGUCGACCAGAACAACCACCCAAUUCAACAAUGAUCGCACAAAACUUCAAUGUGGGAUCAAAUAUUGAGUACCAAUGUGACGAGGGUCAUCUAUUAGUUGGACCAUCAAUACGAACAUGUUUGGAUACAGGAUUCUAUAAUGAAUUCCCACCGGUAUGUAAGCGUAUUCAAUGUGGAUACCCUGCUGAUAUUGUCAAUGGCGAAUAUCAUCUAACCAAUGGAAGUGUUGGAUAUUUGAGCCAUGUCGUUUACAACUGUCAUGAUGGCUAUGAAAUGAUUGGCCGGGCCCAAUUAAUCUGUGAUAUUGACGAACGAUGGAAUGGACCACCGCCAAGAUGUGAACCAAUUGUUUGUGAACCACCAAUACCAAUAGCAAAUGGUCGAUUUAUUGCCACUAAUAACGAUACUAUUUUUGGAACAAUUGUGGAAUAUUUCUGUUCAAGAGGAUAUAAAUUAGUUGGUGCAAAACAAGUGAUUUGUCAAGCUAACGGGCAAUUCGAUUCACCGCCACCUGUUUGCAAAGAGGAUCAAAAUACAAUUGCCCCAUCAAAUCCGUCAUCGACCAGUCGUCGCCCGUCACGACCUCCAACAUCACCCUCAUCGACAAGUACACGCCAACGAACAACGAAACCCACAAGACCAUCAGUAACCACUUCAUUACCCACACAAAAACCAAUUCCCGCUCCCAAAGAGGACAAAGAUAACAAUUUAAGUGGUUCCGUUGACAUACCAGCGAUUGACGCGCAUCCAGGUCGUGUUCGAGAGGAUAAGAAUCCGUAUCGUCGUAAAAUAACGACUACAACCACGACAACCACACAUCCAAAACGUAAAGAGGAUUUAUAUAGUGGUGCUUCACAUCCGCAAGAGAAUGAGAUUACAAAUAAAAUUAGUGGUCGACAAGAUGAGAGUGCAAAUGUGAAUAUACCAUUAUCGGUAGACGGUGGUAUCGAUCGACGUGGUGAUACAUAUGUUGCCCGCUUGAAUUUGGGAGCAAUUAUUGCACUUGGUGCAUUUGGUGGAUUUGUAUUUCUUGCAGCACUUAUUACCACAAUAGUGAUUCUGAUACGAAGAAAUCAAAGUGCCAAACAUUAUCGACAUCGAGCUUCUCCAGAUUGUAAUACGGUUGCAUCCUUUGAUUCCUCAAGUUCAGAAUCACGUAACGGUUUAAACCGUUACUAUCGACAAGCAUGGGAAAAUUUACACGAAUCAGCUGGUAGUAAAGCUGGCUUAAAAGCAAGUCGUGCUUCUGGUGCAAAUCAUUCACCGUUACGACGUAAGGAAACCUUAGAUGAUCCACAUUUCAAUCGUGAAAGGCAUCGUGAAGGUUCAGCUGAACUGGUUGUUGCCGAUAUAGCAACCACGUCAAAUCAACAACAUGCAGCUUUACGACCAUCUGGUGAAAAGAAACGUCACCAUCAUCAUCACCAUCAUCACGAAACGCGUGGGGCACAUAAGGAUUGGGGUGUGCCACGAAAUACAUCACACCAUCGUGAACAUAACCACAGUAGGAAAUAUUGACAACCUCAUAUGGUUAUUACAAUUAAAUUGGAGGAAUAGUUUCAAAUCGAAUAGACCAAUCAUUUUGAUCGAAGAAAAAUGGAAGUUUUAAAACUCAGUGGCGUAUUUAAGCAGUCUUAGUGCUUUGCUAUGAAAAAUUUUAUUAUCUGGGUCAAUUAAGCAACUUUCGCACACAAAUACAGCUAAAAUCGCAUUUGGAUUAAUAUAAAUUAUAGCUACAAGUAAUUUUUAUGUUACAAGGAGUUCGUUUGGUGGCUUGGUCACUAAAAACAAGA